This is a messenger RNA of Caenorhabditis briggsae, 438 nucleotides long. Lineage: Eukaryota; Metazoa; Nematoda; Chromadorea; Rhabditida; Rhabditidae. Bases 1 to 438 code for a protein of 145 amino acids. The transcript is spliced from 5 exons. The record is from RefSeq and is a predicted model, not a curated record.
AUGAUUGAAAAUGAUUACGCAGUGAAGGUGGCAAAAUAUCCACCAAAUCUUGGUUCUGAUUAUCCGGAAGACGAAUUUGGACCCGGAGCAAAAAUGCUACGAGGACCGGGACAAAAAUCCUCGGAUCCGUUCCAGUUCGUCGCCGUCACAAAAGGCGGCGACGAAAUGGCUGAAUCUGCGAAAAACACACUACAAAUGGCACAACAACAAAAAGCACAAAGAGAAAAGAUGCUUCAAGGACAGCGACAAAUGCAAAAGUUUGACGAUGACAGUGAGCCUUGGCGAGCUAAUUUGGAUACAUGGAGGAAGAAGAGAAAGGAGAAAUUUGGAGAUCGAGCGGUUUCAGAGAAUACUGUAGUAACACCAAAACGACAAGAAGAAUAUGCUUCCUACCAACCGAGAAAGAUGACUACUUUCCAAUAUCUUUUACAGAAAUAA